AUGGAGGCUCCAGUGUGGACCAAAGAGUUCCAGUGUAGAGGCCAUGAGUCUGCUCUGCUAGACUGUGACAGUUCAGAUACAAACACCUGCUCUUCUGGCAAAGCUGUUGGACUCACCUGCUCAGAGCCCGAUAAUUUCCAGUUGGCGAGAGGAUCCAGUCGCUGUUCCGGUGAACUGGAGAUGAAGAACGAUGGAGAGCGGCAUAAAGUGGAUGUUGAUGAUCCUUCUGCCUGGAAUCUAAAGGCAGCAGAUGUACUGUACUCUGUCAGGCUGGUGAAUGGGACUAGUCUGUGUUCAGGCAGACUGGAGGUGAAGUCUAACCAGUCUAACCAGUCUAACCAGUCGUGGUCCUCAGUGUGUGAAGAUGACUUUGACCUGCAGGAUGCAGAGGUGGUCUGCAGGGAGCUUGGCUGUGGGGCUCCUUCAGUCCUCCAGGGGGCGCUCUAUGGAGACAUGGAGGCUCCAGUGUGGACCAAAGAGUUCCAGUGUAGAGGCCAUGAGUCUGCUCUGCUGGACUGUGACAGCUCAGAUAGAAACACCUGCUCUUCUGGCAAAGCUGUUGGACUCACCUGCUCAGAGUCCGAUAAUUUACGGUUGGUAAGAGGAUCCAGUCGCUGUGCCGGUGGACUGGAGAUAAAGAAAGAAGGAAAGUGGCAUAAAGUGGAUGUUGAAGAUUCUGCCUGGAAUGUAACGGCAGCAGAUGUGUGUAGACAUCUUGACUGCGGCUCUGCUGUUUCAACAGGGAGGAAUAAGAUGGAUUUCAACACAGAAAUAUGGAGGAUUAGAUCAACUUGUCUUCAAUCCAAGUCUGCAGUUGCAGAGUGUAUAUUAACAAAGUCUUACACUUCCCAUUCCAACCUGGAGAUCAUCUGCUCAGAUUUGCUGGCUCAGCCAAACAUCUCCUUCUCUACCCACAUUGACGGGGUUUCUGAGGCCACGCAGCAGGGGUUGCGAGUGCUCAUGGGCUCCGACUUCACCAUCAGCUGCUCCAUCCUGCCACAGUACCCAGGAGGCUCCUUCCAGCUCAUCUUCAACACCUCCGACCCAGAACAGAAGACCUACACCCUGCCAGCUGUCAAUCACACGGCCCACUUCCUGUUCUCUGCUGCAGGCUCCACCCACCGAGGGGAGUACCGCUGUGUUUAUCACCUCUACGUUUUCUCCCAUAACUUCUCUUCUGAGAGCCGGCUGCUCCAUCUCACUCUCGCAGCUUCUCUAACCGAGUUGAUCAUCAGACUUGUUGUCCUCCUGCUGGGUAUGAUGUCACUCAUCACUGCCCUCUGCGUCACCUCGAAGGCCAGCAGAAAACAGAAGCUGAGACGAGUGAAGAACAGUGAGAUUUAGGAUCGUGUUCUCGUGGCUUCCAGGUCUGAAGGCCGGAGGGAAAGAGAAGCAUCUCCAAGGUGCUCCUUAAAAAAUCUGAUGAAAAAAACAGUCAAAGAUAUUAGACAGAGGUUAUUUGCACACUCAAAGUAAAAAGAGUAACUUUUCCACCUGCUAAAAAAAGUUUGUAAGUGACUAAUUUAAUGUUUUUUUAAACACGUUGGGAAGUGGUUUAAGAUGCAUUUAGCCAGAUAUUAAAAAGGUCUAAACCAUUUUUUCUCCAGGUUGGAGAAAGACUUAGGUGCACGUAUUUGGGGGGUUUAUGAGUCGUCCCUCAAGAAAAUGUGAUCUUUUUUACAAUAAAAGAAAUAUGCAAUUUAACAUAAUAACACAUAUACUUUACAUUCAUUCAGUUUCAAAAUAAAAGCAGUGGCUCAUUAGACACAAUCCCUCCCUUUCCUGGUCGCUUUUUAGGUGGAAAGAGACACCAAAGAAUAUUAAAGUUGCUUUUGUAACUGAUUAUAAAGAUGAUGUAGGGAGGAAAAUGUGACAUUUUGUUGUAUUAUAUAAUCUGCAGAGCCAGUCAAAGAAAAGCUGUAGUAUGUUAGCCGUUAGCCGUUAGCUUGCCUUAUUCAUGAUAAACAUGUACGGUCACAUCAGACGAGUGUAUAUGUUUAACUAUAUUCUUUUUUACAUGAUGAAAACAAGAUGUGAGUAGUGGUGAUAAAGUUAAGAAA
Messenger RNA from Perca flavescens (yellow perch), 2060 nucleotides. Its product is annotated as scavenger receptor cysteine-rich type 1 protein M130. The transcript has 7 exons. Bases 1 to 1344 code for a protein of 447 amino acids. The record is from RefSeq and is a predicted model, not a curated record. Gene Ontology annotation, cellular component: membrane. NCBI's taxonomy places the organism in Eukaryota, Metazoa, Chordata, Actinopteri, Perciformes, Percidae.